Molecule: messenger RNA, 2788 nt
Organism: Synchiropus splendidus (mandarinfish)
Lineage: Eukaryota; Metazoa; Chordata; Actinopteri; Syngnathiformes; Callionymidae
Product: Krueppel-like factor 3
Exons: 6
Coding region: 192-1262 (356 amino acids)
Biological process (GO): regulation of transcription by RNA polymerase II
Molecular function (GO): DNA-binding transcription factor activity, RNA polymerase II-specific; RNA polymerase II cis-regulatory region sequence-specific DNA binding
Source: RefSeq, a predicted model, not a curated record
ACCGCAGACGGCCGAUACACACUCAUCCCGAGUUUCGUCAUUUUCGGUGGACUUGUUUUUCAGACUUGCUGUCACAGACUGCGCCACUUCUUUCGGGAAUUAAUAGAGUUCGGAGCCGCUUAUCCCGGCAGCAGCGGAAGCAGAGGUCCAACUACAGGAACGGAACCACAGAGUGCCUGGCCCGAGCAGCCAUGCUGAUGUAUGACUACCCUCUGAAGACAGACAUGGAGACGUCCUUCUUCUCAUCCUUGGUGAAAACCCCAGAGCAGUACGGCGUCAUCUUCCCCCACCCGGCCCACAUCUACCACCCGACGCACAUGCACGCGUUCGCUCAGUCCCCCAGCAACCCGCCGCACGCGCAGCUGGAGCCAGUGGACCUGUCGCUCAGCAAGCGCUCCACCUCGUCCUCCUCCCCUCCCUGCUCCUCCUCCUCCUCCUCCUCCUCCUCUCCAGCCUCCUCACAGAGCUCCCCACCGUCCCCAUACAGCUCAGGGAACCGCUCCUCCCCUCGGUGCUCACCUCAGCUGUCCCACAUGCGAUCCUCGCCCUCCCACGUUAUCCCGCCGCCCACAGCAUCGCUGUCCUACCCCACCGUGGUGGCUCCCCUCAUCAGCUCCAGCUCAGGUAAAGGGGUCAUGAUGUCUCCCGUCAUGGUGCCGCUGUCCGUCCUCUACCCCUCCCCCCUGCACCUGCAUCAGCCCAUCAUGGUGAGCCCACACGUCAUCACCGAGGAGGACGCGCAGCGGAGCAGAGAACACAAGACAGUCCAAACUACAAACCCGAUGGAGCUAACAGGAGAGGAGCUGGACCUGCACAAGUCCAUCAAAACAGAACCUCGUCCUGAACUCAUCCACGAGCAUCACAGCAGCCAUGACCUGAAGUCCACAGCCAUCCGGAUACAGCGGGAGUUUGAGGGAAACAAUCCAUCCGUCAUAGUUCACUCCCGAACCAGUCACCCUCUGCCCGCAGACUCUCCAGACUCUCUGAAGAAGAGACGGAUCCAUCGCUGUGACUUCAACGGCUGCAACAAAGUCUACACCAAGAGCUCGCACCUUAAAGCACACCGCCGCACGCAUACCGGUGAGAAACCCUACAGGUGCAUGUGGGAAGGCUGCACAUGGAAGUUUGCUCGCUCCGAUGAGCUGACGAGACACUUCCGCAAACACACAGGAGUCAAACCCUUCCAGUGUCCUGACUGUGAACGCAGCUUCUCCCGCUCUGACCACCUGGCCCUGCACAAGAAACGUCACCUCCUGGUGUGAAGGUUGCCGCUGGACUCUUGAACAACAUGCCUUGGACUGGGGAAGGACAGUUGCUCAGGGGGGAUUUGACACUUUGUAUCUCUGUAACUGUGGGUGUUUUAUCGGGCCAGGGAUCCGUCCAGGCUCUAAAGGAACUUCAGCAGCUCAGCUGGCCUGAGUGUAGCGCCCUCCUUUGGCUCUUGCUUGAAGCACACAAAGCUUGAUCAUAUAUCUGUUCCUCUGCCUGCGAUAUUGUUCACAAGCUAUGCAAACAUAAUGUGAAACUCUCCGGAAUGUAUCCCUCCACAGCCAGCGUGGAUGUAACAGACGUCCACUCAUAUCUCCACACACCACACCUGCCUCUUCUUCAUGAAGUAGAACGGAAUCAGUGAAAAAGAAGCUCACAUUUCUUGUACAUAAGUUGCAGUCAGCAGUAGGUUUCAGUGGGUUCAACUCUCGAUGUUUGAAAAAGGUGUUAUUAAAAUGUGAAUGUUUUGCCGCGGGGCAUUGAUGCUGUGGGGAGGAAGUGAUGCCACAGUUGGUUUCAUGUUGGUCAUCGUCGCUACUCGUCGUGAAGUGUGAUAUCCAGUUCACCGUGAUCAAUUUGGGCUCUCCAUGGUGACAGUUUUGUUUCUACAAGUCACUUCUGAACAGGCUGGAAUCAUCUGUCUCCAGCAAAUAUGUCCAGUCAGUCGAACACCGUGAUCCAUCAGCACUGAACAUUUGCUUUGAUCCACCUACAGGUGACGUCCGCGCUGCAAUGUUUUACACAUCAACUUGACGCCACUUCCUGUCUUCGAGUUUGCACUUUAUACACAAAACAUUCCAAAUUUAUUUGAGUUUUUUUCUCCGUCAUACAUCUGCCGGUCAGUUGUGCACAGAGUUUCACAUGCAAUUACUGUCAAGCGUAUCCGCUCAGUGGAUCGGCUCUCGGAUUUUCUUCGCCAUUUUUACAUGUAUGAGUUUGUUGACGACUAAUAUAAGUGGUAAUAUAUAUAUAUAUAUAUAUAUAUAAAUAUAUAUACAGUAUAUAUAUGUAUAUUUUAUGUGAUUAUUAGACUGAACGGGCAAUAAAGGUUUCUAUUAAGCAUGAUUUUUGAUACUCUCAUAUCAAUGGCUAUUACACAUUUUUAUAAAACUGUGCCUUUACUCAACUUUUUUCCACCUGUGUUGCUCAUUCAAAGGGAACCUGAUGAACUGUGAAUCGUGUGCAGGUCUAUUUGCCAUUCCGCAUUUAUUUGAAAAAGAAUACUCUCACCUCUUAAUAAACAUAUUAAUAUUAUUCACAGAAAGGAAUAUUGUGUGGAUCUUUGACUGUUCACCUGUACUGCUGCAGGGCUGUUGCAUCCUCUGUCAUCCUGCAACUUAUGAGUCAUCACUACCAGUCAGCCUGGUGACAGGUUUCCUCUUCAUGCUCUCCAUGACCACAUCCAUGACCCUCACUGUCUCUUAACCAUGUGGAGCUAUUUCACAGCUUAUGGGUUUGAAUUCCUCAUUCUCAGGAAUGGCUGGAAUAAUUCAGAAAAAUAUGUAAAAAUAAAUAUUAC